UUUAAGGAUAAAAAAGGACAACUCGUCAGUGUGUCACUGUCGGAAAAUAGUUUAUUUAUAUUUUGAUGAUUAUCCAUAAGAACCCUUCAAACUCUCCCACUCAACUCUCUCCUCACCUUGUCUCUUGCUCAUACUCUAGAGUUCUUCAGCUCCCCCACUCCGAUCCAUUCUUCUUCUCUAAUCUCAGGUAAAAGAUGCAAGCUGCGAUUCGUUCGUUUGUGUCCGGUGGAAACGUUGUGAAAGCCUCACUGCUGCAGCAUCUCCGUGUGAUCAACCCAGCGAUUCAGCCUUCUUCUGUGUUUUGCACGCGCUCCGAGUCGACUCAGACUUCUCGUAUGGAGGAGCAUGGGUUCGAGAGCACGACCAUCUCUGACGUCAUGAAGGCCAAAGGCAAAAGUGCUGAUGGGUCUUGGCUUUGGUGUACCACUGAUGACACUGUUUACGACGCUGUUAAAUCCAUGACUCAACACAAUGUUGGUGCCUUGGUGGUUGUGAAACCUGGUGAGCAGCAAUCUCUUGCUGGUAUCAUUACAGAGAGAGAUUAUCUAAGGAAGAUCAUAGUGCAAGGGAGAUCAUCCAAAUCAACAAAAGUAGGAGACAUUAUGACUGAAGAGAAUAAGCUUAUCACCGUUACACCAGAGACCAAGGUCUUGCGUGCUAUGCAGCUAAUGACAGAUAACCGGAUUAGGCACAUUCCGGUGAUAAAAGACAAGGGUAUGGUUGGAAUGGUGUCCAUAGGAGAUGUGGUCCGUGCAGUGGUGACUGAGCAUCGUGAGGAGCUUAACCGCCUAAAUGCUUUUAUCCAGGGUGGUUACUAGACGGUUUGAAGAUUGGUAAGAAAAGUGUUACGUACCGUGUUUUAUCCUCUGCUUGAUGAUCCUCUAAAGCUUUUAAGAUCGAAUGUAAAUAUGGAGUCUUCUCUGAUUUUUGUUGUUGUUGUUGUUGUCUGUCGUUUUCAUUGGUUAACUUGUCAAGACUUGGUUUUUGAGCUACUCUGCAAGAUAAUAAAACAAAAGGACUCUCCUCUUUAUUGAA
Brassica rapa (field mustard) is the source of this 1035-nucleotide messenger RNA. Its product is annotated as CBS domain-containing protein CBSX3, mitochondrial. The record is from RefSeq and is a predicted model, not a curated record. Lineage: Eukaryota; Viridiplantae; Streptophyta; Magnoliopsida; Brassicales; Brassicaceae.